Molecule: messenger RNA, 4171 nt
Organism: Ipomoea nil (Japanese morning glory)
Lineage: Eukaryota; Viridiplantae; Streptophyta; Magnoliopsida; Solanales; Convolvulaceae
Exons: 9
Coding region: 588-3917 (1109 amino acids)
Molecular function (GO): metal ion binding
Source: RefSeq, a predicted model, not a curated record
CUCACAGUCAUACAUAGUAACAGUGUUUUCUCACCUUUCUCCUCCAUUUUUCUCAGGAGAAUUUUCUUGUGUGUUUUUUUUUUUUUUUUUCCUUGUUCUCGUAUUUGACUCAAUCAAAGGAUACUAUAUACGCGUACGGCGUUCCUUUCUCUUUCCAGAGAAUACACAAAAUUUCUCCACAUUUUCUCUUUCUAUAUCUCCGCCGUCGCCGGAAAAUUGAGUUUCCGGGACUAUAAUUCCGCAUUUGUGAUCCGUUGUAUGUCUUGAAAUCUCAGGUGGUGCCCCCAGUUGCUCGAAUUUAGUCCACCUGAGUACGGCUAGCACAGUUGGAAUACCGGCGCUUCGGGAAAACUGUUUGUUCUUCAGAUCUGUUAGGAAUUCUAGGGCUUAAAAAUAGUCGAUUGCUGGUAAUUCCAAACAGAGGUGGUAGGGAGGGGAUUGGUUUUUGUUUGGAUGGUAGUAUACGGACUGGACGGUGCCGUGCUCGUCAAAGCCGCCGGCAAAGGAGUAGCUGAUGAUGACCAAAGGUUUUGAGAGUGGGAGGUGGCGGGGGCGGUGGCGCGGAACGGGUUUCGCUAUCACAUGGAAUGGCAGAUCUUGUUAGCUAUGGUAGUGCCGACCGUGACAUUGAACAGGCAUUGGUUGCUCUAAAGAAAGGUGCUCAACUCCUCAAGUAUGGGCGCAAGGGAAAGCCUAAGUUCUAUCCAUUCAGGCUUUCUAGUGAUGAAUCAUCUUUAAUUUGGAUUUCUAGUAGUGGUGACAGAAGUUUGAAGUUAGCUUCUGUUUCAAGAAUUAUUCCAGGACAAAGAACUGCUGUAUUCCAUAGAUAUCUGUGUCCUGAAAAGGACUACCUAUCAUUCUCCCUCAUCUACAACAACGGGAAAAGAUCCCUUGAUCUGAUUUGCAAGGACAAAGUUGAGGCUGAGGUUUGGAUCACUGGCCUAAGAGCAUUGAUAUCAGCGGGUCAAGGUGGGCGCUCAAAAAUUGAUGGAUGGAGUGAUGGAGGCCUCUAUUUUGAUGAAAAUCGAGAUUUGACAUCAAACAGUCCAAGUUCAAGUUCUGUUAGCGCUACAAGGGAAAUCAGCUCUCCAGAGGCUUCCAUUGGUUCUAAACCGAACGCUUCUCCCAACCACUUUGGACGUGAUUCUGGUAGCUCACAUGCAGCUUUGGAUCUAACAAAUAUGCAAGUAAAACCUAGUAAUUCAGAUGUGUAUAGGGUUAGUGUUUCCAGUGCGCCCAGCACUUCUAGUCAUGGUUCUGCCCCAGAUGAUUGUGAUGCUUUAGGUGAUGUGUAUAUAUGGGGUGAGGUGAUAUGUGAUAACAUUGUCAAGGUUGGACCUGAAAAAGAUACCAGUACUGUGACCACUAGAGCCGAUGUACUUCUUCCUAGACCUUUAGAAUCCCAUGUUGUUCUGGAUGUGCACCAUAUAGCUUGUGGGGUCAGGCAUGCAGCCCUUGUCACUAGACAAGGCGAAGUUUUUACAUGGGGCGAAGAAUCUGGUGGGCGUCUUGGCCAUGGUGUUAGGAAAGAUGUUACUCAACCUAGCCUAGUUGAAUCUUUAUCCUUUUGCAGCGUCGAUUUUGUUGCGUGUGGUGAGUUUCACACUUGUGCCGUUACCUUGACUGGUGAACUUUAUACAUGGGGAGACGGCACACAUAAUGCUGGCCUUCUGGGCCAUGGUUCUGAUGUCAGUCACUGGAUACCUAAGAGAAUUUCAGGUCCUCUCGAGGGACUUCAAGUUGCAAUGAUUGCUUGUGGUCCUUGGCAUACAGCCUUAAUCACGUCAUCUGGACAGCUCUUCACAUUUGGUGAUGGAACAUUUGGUGUGUUGGGGCAUGGAGAUAGAGAAAGUGUUUUGCUCCCAAGAGAGGUUGCUUCACUGUCGGGAUUAAGGACAACUGCUGUUGCAUGUGGAGUGUGGCAUACUGCUGCAGUUGUGGAGGUCAUUGUGACACAACCUAGUACUAAUGUUUCAUCUGGAAAACUGUUUUCUUGGGGAGACGGAGAUAAAAAUCGCCUCGGACAUGGUGACAGAGAACCCCGACUCCAGCCUACUUGUGUGUCAGCACUUAUUGAUCACAAUUUUCACAAAAUCGCCUGCGGGCAUAGUUUAACUGUUGGCUUAACCACAUCUGGGAAUGUUUUCACAAUGGGAAGCACUGUUUAUGGUCAACUUGGAAACCCUUAUUCUGAUGGGAAGUUACCUUGCUUAAUAGAGGACAAACUUGCUGAGGAAUGUGUGGUACAGAUUGCAUGUGGUUCGUAUCAUGUGGCUGUUUUAACCUCGAAUAAUGAGGUAUACACAUGGGGUAAAGGAGCUAAUGGAAGGUUGGGGCAUGGAGACAUAGAAGACCGGAAGACACCAACUCUAGUAGAAACCUUAAAGGAUAAGCAUGUUAAAUAUAUUGGGUGUGGGUCAAAUUAUACUGCAGCAAUUUGUCAUCACAAGUGGGUUUCUAGUGCCGAGCAAUCUCAAUGCUCAGCCUGUAGGCAGGCUUUUGGUUUCACGAGGAAGAGACAUAAUUGCUACAAUUGUGGACUUGUGCAUUGCCAUGCAUGUAGUUCGCGGAAAGCACCAAGGGCUGCUUUGGCUCCUAUACCAAGCAAACCAUAUCGGGUAUGCGAUUCCUGUUUUAACAAACUUAGUAAGGUGGCAGAGGCUGGAGCCAAUAACAGGAGAAAUUCUGGGCCCCGACUCUCUGGCGAGAACAAGGACAGAUUGGAUAAGGCUGAGUUACGCUUAGCUAAAUCAGGCUUGCCUUCUAAUCUUGAUUUGAUUAAGCAAUUAGAUAGCAAAGCAGCGAAACAAGGAAAGAAAGCUGAUUCUUUCUCAUUGGGUCGCUCUUCACAAGCACCAUCUUUGUUACAGCUGAAAGAUGUUUUAGCUACUGUUGGUGACUUGCGUCAACCAGUUGUGCGGCCCGUUUUAACUCAAUCUGGUUUUAGUUCCAGAUCUGUGUCCCCUUUCUCUCGGAGACCUAGUCCUCCUCCACGUUCAGCAACACCAGUACCUACAACUUCAGGACUCUCAUUCUCCAAAAGCAUUGCAGACAGUUUGAAGAAGUCUAAUGAACUUCUAAAUCAAGAAGUUCAGAAAUUACGAGCCCAGAUAGAGAACCUCAAACAUCGAUGUGAACUCCAAGAAUCGGAACUCCAGAAAUCAACAAAAAAGACUCAGGAUGCCAUGGUUCUUGCUGCCGAGGAAUCUGCUAAAUGUAAAGCUGCAAAGGAGGUGAUCAAGUCGCUUACAGCACAGCUCAAAGACAUGGCCGAGAGAUUGCCACCUGGGGCUUACGAUGCUGAGUGCACUAGACUGCCUUACUUACCAAAUGGCAUGGAUCUGAAUGGGGAACGCCAUUCAAGAUCUGAUUCAAUUGCCAGCUCUUACUUAUCCUCUCAGGUCAGCAUAGAUGCUAGUAUCCACAACUGUAUGGAGAGUCCUACCAAGGGUUCUGGGUGCAAUGAAACUAAUCAAUUCAACCAAGCUCGUGAAAUUGUGACGACGUCCAAUGGUAUGGAUGAUCCACCACCGGAUGUUAGCAACCGUUCAUCUUUAGCCGUUGACAAAGAAGAAUCUGGUCCUCCACAAGACACUGAAAAUGGAGUAAAAUCUAGUAGAAACUCUGUGGUUGCUAGCAAUGCUAAUCAAAUCGAGGCUGAGUGGAUUGAACAAUACGAGCCCGGUGUGUAUAUAACACUGGUAGCCCUCCGAGAUGGAACUAGAGAUCUCAAAAGAGUGCGCUUCAGCCGUAGAAGAUUUGGAGAGCACCAAGCGGAGACAUGGUGGUCAGAGAACCGUGAAAAAGUUUACGAGAAGUAUAAUGUUCGUGGAUCGGACAAGUCAUCAGUCUCCGGCCAAGCUGCCCGAAGGACAGAAAGAUCUGUUUCUCCGACGUCCCAAAUUAGCAACAAAUAGUGGAAGAAAUUGUUUUGUGCAACUAGUUUUCUUUACCCAUUUUAUUUACCAUUGUAGUGCGCCAAAGCCUGGUAGUUUUUUUUUUUUUUUUUUUUUUUUUUUUUUUUUUUUUUUGCAAGAUCAGAAUAGCCGAUUAGCCAAAACUGCAUCGUUCUGACCCUUCUUUUGGUCCUAUUUUUUACGUUAUCGUAGUGUACCGUGUAUAUAAUAUCAUAUCAUCCAUUAUUAUAAUUAGUGAAAAAAAUCGCUUCCAU